GUUCUCAUCCUCUCCAGCUCGUCGUCUUCACCUUCAACCACGAUCAUCUCCGUCCAGGCCCACCUGGGCCCGUAGCGGCCUCGCGCCCCCUACCGUACAUCCUCGGCAACGGCGGUCUCUUGCAGGGCUGAAAUCAUGUCUAGUAGUGCGGAGACUGCGUCGUCAUCAUCGAGCAGUCCAACAACGUCAGGGUCGAGUGGGAACCUUGGAAGUCUGCCCUCGCUGUCGUCCUCUGCAGCGCUCUAUCUAUAUACUUUCCUUGCCACCCUUGUGCUCCUGCUCUCGGUCUCAGGAGCAAUUGUCAUCCGUUCGUAUGUGAUACGGAGGCAACAACGAGAAGCCCUUGAGCGAGCGAUCCUUACCGGCACUUACGUCCCACCACCUCCGAGGCGUCGAAUCGACCCAAGCAAGAAACCUACAAUACACGAUGUAUUCCUUCCUACCUCGAAUGAGAAAGCAUCUCUAGAAUUCAGCCAUCGUGAGGUCGAUCUUCAUGCUUGGUGGGCUAGCGUCGUGCCUGCAGCAGCUGUAUUUGAGAAACACCCUUCCACGCAGACAUUCCAGUACAUCUUACCCUCUUCUUCGUUCCAACGACAGCCAGGAUUAUCCUUCUGGCAACGACGACAUCAUUUACGACUUCCUUCGCUCGGGCUUCCCUUCCGCUUUCCAUUGCACCGUUCCAAUACCCAACGCUCUGACAUACCCUUAAGUAUACCAAACACUUCAGGUGUCGUUCCUUCCAGCUCAGUGACGAACGCUGGUUCCGGAACGAGGUCGACACCUGCCGAACUCGAAAAGCUUCAAGUGACUUUCCUAGUCGUAAUGCCAUCUCCGAACCAAAAAUAUGAUUAUGAUAACGUAGACGAGCUUCCUUACGUCGAACUUGGGACUGCAGAAGUCCUUGCGCCUCGUGUAGACGGCUAGAGUGGGAUUUAGAAGGACAUGUAAUGUACUUGUAUUGGAUAUGUAUAGGCAUCAUGAUCAAUGUCUUCACG
This is a messenger RNA of Somion occarium, 995 nucleotides long. The record is from the annotation of a GenBank genome assembly. NCBI's taxonomy places the organism in Eukaryota, Fungi, Basidiomycota, Agaricomycetes, Polyporales, Cerrenaceae.